This is a messenger RNA of Arvicanthis niloticus (Nile rat), 4260 nucleotides long. It is a transcript of the gene Ankrd10, whose product is annotated as ankyrin repeat domain 10. Gene Ontology annotation, cellular component: nucleus. Gene Ontology annotation, molecular function: protein binding. The record is from RefSeq and is a predicted model, not a curated record. NCBI's taxonomy places the organism in Eukaryota, Metazoa, Chordata, Mammalia, Rodentia, Muridae.
UUCUGUGAAUAGGUUAAAAGCUGCCUCAUACUGCUAUUUUUAAAUAAUUACUUUGCUUUUUUAAUUCCUACUCUGCUUUUUAUAUAUCUGCUACAUUAAAGUGGCCAAAGACUAAAGUUGUGCUUUUUUUGGUCAUCAGGUAGAUGAGGGUAACUGUCUGUGGCUAGAAUGGUUUGUUAUGUGACUGACUUGUUAAUGUAGGUUGCAACUGUAAGAUAACACAUUUCAGCAGCUGUGCAUCGUAUUAAAUUUUCUAGCACCACACGUGAGUAUGUUGACAGACUUUUUUGUUUUCUUCUCUUAAUUUAAAUCUUGAGUUUUGGUGCCAAGUUAUCUUUCCACAUGAGCUCUGCUUCAGGCUUCUGGUACUGUCAGUGCUUGUCAUUGUCACACUGAAGUCCAGGUACACAGGGUCAGAUCUCAGUAAUGUGGGCACACAUGAUGUCUGUGUACUCAAAGGAACUCAGCUGUUUCAGCAUGGUGAGUUGUGGUGGUUCUUGACUUCUUUACCUGUGCUGGCUGCUGACUCUGCUCUGAGAGUCUGAGUAGUAGAAGGGCGUGCCCCAGCACAGGAGAGCCGCUCAGUUCCUCUGCUGAGAGAGGAACAAUAGAAGUGUGAUUACUGUGAUUUUUGCAAAAAGACAAAAAUUUGCUAUUCAUGAUUAAAGUCUUUUAGCAUUUUAGGUAACUUUAUUUUCUUGAGGAAAAGAAUUCUUCUAAGUCCACCUGAUACUAAAAUAGUAUUUGUUUUUCCCUCUGGGUAGAAUCAAGGUCCACACACAUGCAGGCAUAUUGUGCUUUUUUUCUGAUUCAGUCUCAUGAUGUGGAAGGCAGGGCUGAUACCAAUCUUCUUCUCUUUAGACCAUGACUUCAUUAGAAGUUGUGUGUUUUAUGGUAGAUGUAGUGGGCAACCUUUGACAUGUAUAUUGUUAACCCAAGAGCAAGUGGCCUUUGCCUACUGUUGAUUGACAGCUGAAGAAGCAGCAGUGGGUGGGGAUAACUAGAGCCUGUGGUUCAUUGUAAGGAGGCUGCUUCACCAGUGUGGAGAUGAGCCCAGUUGUCUCUUGACAGAAGUGGCAGUAGACCACAGUUGCAGGCUACUGUGUUAGGCUUUUAUACUUAUGAAGCAGGUGUAUUGGCUCCACCUGAGAGGCAGGGCUAUCACCAGGACGAACACAUGGCACGAACACAUUUAUUUAAUGUGUUAUGUCAGAAGCUCACUUACAACUUUUUCAGGACAAAACAAGAUUUACUGUGUUAGCCAUUCACUUCUGAUGCUGAAGGUUAACUCAUCUUGAUGAUCCUGUCCUUGAGAACAGUGACCCUGUCAGAUGUCAGCAUUGUCACUGAGUUCUCUCUGCCCUCCCGGCUGCCCCUUCUCUGAUUGUCCCUACCACAGAUUCUCUGCUCUUGCUGCUGCCUUUUCCUCCAUCCAGGAACUGCAGGGUGGAGGCAGCUGUGUGGGUCUGCCUACAGGCAGAAGCAGUCAAUGUAUGACAGGACCCCAGAGGUGACAGACAUAUCUUAAAUUACUUUAUUAAUAACUUAAAUAAGAAUUAAAGUUCACUAUUUCUUUACCUGUUUUUAUAUCAAAUUAGUGCUUUAAAAACAAACCAACAACUUCCAAAUACCAAUUUUCUCUCUGUUAAAUCAUACUGGAACAUGCUAAGUCUCUUAAUGCAUGCAGACAUAGUUGUGAUUGACUUGCAAUGUUAAGCAUCCUCGGUAAUGUUGAACUUGAAAUGAAAACUUGGCACCAAAUUUAUUCAGGUAGAAACUUUUUAAAAAUAGUUUCUUCCUGUUGUUACCUGAAGAAUGCAUUGAUGAAAGUCUUCAUGAUAAUGUGUUUGGAUACCAAAGGGUUAAAAAUACACUUGUAUUUCUUUUACUGCAAUAACAGAUGUUUGCUAAUGUUUUAUCUGUACAAAUGGACAUUUUAGUAAAUGUUUUUAUUUUUACCUUUUUUUAAUGAUUCCAUUUAUUUGCUUAUUCCCAUCUAGGAAUAGUUACUAAUGUAUUUGCGAUACAGCAUACAAAUUUUAAAGUAACCAGAAUCGUGAGUUGACGGUUUUUAGUCCAUACUGUUAAACUUUUGUUGAAAUAAUUGAUAUAAAUUGGCUUCAUGCUAAAGUUACUAGAGGUAACUCUUAAAGUCAGCACGAGAACAGUCAAGGUGGCCGGCCGCACACAGUGGCUUAGCUCUGGCUGCUCCUGCACCUCAUGUGUGUGUAUGUAUUUUUAAUCCAGUGUUGCCUGCAAGUGUGAUCCCUUAUGACUGAUGUUUCCUGUGUAUGAACCAUGCCCGUUUUAAGUCACGCAGAAGAUUCUGAAUCUGUAAAAACUACACGUGUCAAUGUUUUACAGCUACGUAAUUCGAAUUGACUUGGUUUUUUCAAGUAAUCCUAGAAAGGGGGAGCAUUCACAUAGAACCUGCUGAAACUGCCACAGGUGCUUCUCCGAAACCUUACGGUUGUGGCAUUGAAUGUUCAGUAUGGCUUCCCUUCUGCACACAAGCAUACUGUUGAGCCUGAGAAAUGCCAGUGGCCUGACAGCAGCAGACAUUGCACAAACCCAGGGUUUCCAAGAGUGCACCCAGUUUCUCUUGAGCCUCCAGAACCAUCAAAUGAGCCGUUUCUGUCAUAAUGGCGCCUUGAGUGGAGGUCAUGAGAACAUACUUCCCAAUCACACUACCCUGGGAACAAAUCGAAAGAGAUGCUUAGAAGACUCAGAAUCUUUGGGAGUGAAGAAACCUCGAACCAGAGUUCCAAGUCUGGAUCACACCAUGCCUCUAGCAAAUGGUGAGGCUGAAGACGACGCCGACAGAAUGCAUGUGGACAGAGAGUUUGCAACUGUAUCAGAUAUGAAACACAGUAGCUCCGUGUUGAAUACAUUGACAAAUGGAAGUGUCAUCAAUGGACAUUUGGACUUCCCCUGCGCGACCCAGCUCAAUGGGAUGGAGAGCAGGAGUGACCCGUGCUUAACAGGAUCUAAUGGAAUUAGCAGUGGACAGCCAUUUCCCAGUGCCCAGGGUGCUGUCGCUGCUAAUGGGACUGAGGAGACAGAAAGAACCAUGGGCGUUAACCCCGAGAUGUGUGGGUCUCUCCAUCUCAACGGGAGCCCAAGUAGCUGUGUGGCCAGCAGGCCGUCCUGGGUGGGGGACAUAGGGGAGAGCUUGCACUAUGGACACUACCAUGGGUUUGGGGACACUGCUGAGAGCAUCCCUGAGCUGAGCAGCGUGCUGGAGCACUCAAGCUGUGUGCGGGUGGAACAGCGUUACGAUAGCGCUGUCCUGGGCACUAUGCAGCUGCACCACGGCUCCUGAGCCGAAGGCUCCCUCAGUUCCUCUGCAGUACCAGCUUGAGGAAGUUGCACAGCCUGUGCUGUAGGUGCCUCAGCUUUCUCAGAGAGAGUCCUUGGAGUCAUUCUGCAUAGUUUUCCGUGUGUGCUGCUGCCUGCAUAGACAUUUCUUAUGGGUGGCAGGCCUCCUGCAAGGCAUACUUUGGAGGGCUCUCUUGUUUGACACCAGCCUUUCCCCCCCCCCCCUCUUCACGUCACGAGACAUUGCCACCUUUGAUGAGGACAGUUUGGACAUAGUUUCUUAUUGCUCACCUUCACUGUUUGCUGUAGCACUCCUGAGAACACAGCUACUCCCUGUGCAAGGGGCACCCUUACAGCAGUGGUACGCAGCCACCCCAGGAAGGGAACUGUCCUUUGUGUCUUCACUGAAACCACUGCAGGUGCGCUCAGUGGUCAGGGGUGAGAUGGCCCCUUCCCUCCCUGUGUAGACUGCUGCCUGUGUUUCCUGAGCAGCAGCCUCUGCCCAGGAUGGAUCAAGGUUUGUCGUUUUCACUCCACAUUUAUAUUUGAUCUCUAGACUUUUUUACCACAGACAAUGGUUUUCUUCGCAUACAGUGGACGUUGCUGUUUGUAGGAACUGUCGGGUCAGAAUAUUUUACUAUGGUGACCUAUUUUUUUUGUUACUGUUUUUUGAGGUUUUCUGCUUAAAUAUAUAUACCACUAUAUAUCCAGUUAACGCAGAGAACUUUGGGUUUCUCUUAUUAAAGCUGCAUUAAAUUCAUGGUUUUAUAGAAAUUAGCUUUUGUUUAGGCAACUAGUGGUUAUACUGCAGAUACCCAAUGACUUCUGAUUUUUGUAAUAACUAUUGGUGCAGAUGAACUGUGAGAUGACAAAGCCAAUGUUUUAAGAGUGUACUAGCAUUUUGUUUUCAGACUGUUCUUUACAAGUUGAAUAAAAAAGAAA